CCGCGGAGAUGGCACGGCACGUGCGGUGACGGCGCCCGCGCCCCGAGGGUCCCAGCUUGCGCCCUGCGUCCCCGGGAGAGGAUGGAGCGCCCGGAGCCCGAGCUGAUCCGGCAGAGCUGGCGGGCAGUGAGCCGCAGCCCGCUGGAGCACGGCACCGUCCUGUUCGCCAGGCUGUUUGACCUGGAGCCUGACCUGCUGCCCCUCUUCCAGUACAACUGCCGCCAGUUCUCCAGCCCCGAGGACUGUCUCUCCUCCCCCGAGUUCCUGGACCACAUCAGGAAGGUGAUGCUCGUGAUUGACGCUGCGGUGACCAACGUGGAGGACCUGUCCUCACUGGAGGAGUACCUUGCCAGCUUGGGCAGAAAGCACCGGGCGGUGGGUGUGAAGCUCAGCUCCUUCUCGACGGUGGGUGAGUCCCUGCUCUACAUGCUGGAGAAGUGUCUGGGCCCUGCCUUCACCCCAGCCACACGGGCCGCUUGGAGCCAGCUCUACGGGGCCGUGGUGCAGGCCAUGAGUCGAGGCUGGGAGGGCCAGUGAGAGGCGACCCCUGGCCGGCGGCCCCUGUCUGUCUGUG
Molecule: messenger RNA, 574 nt
Organism: Propithecus coquereli (Coquerel's sifaka)
Lineage: Eukaryota; Metazoa; Chordata; Mammalia; Primates; Indriidae
Gene: NGB
Product: neuroglobin
Exons: 4
Coding region: 82-537 (151 amino acids)
Molecular function (GO): heme binding; oxygen binding
Source: RefSeq, a predicted model, not a curated record